Molecule: messenger RNA, 936 nt
Organism: Coffea arabica (coffee)
Lineage: Eukaryota; Viridiplantae; Streptophyta; Magnoliopsida; Gentianales; Rubiaceae
Source: RefSeq, a predicted model, not a curated record
AUGGGUUCAAGGCAAAGAUAUCAGAUGCCUGUACUUGAAAUCGAUUUAAAUAAUUCAUGGGCAGAUUCUAACAUUCAUAGUGAAGAGGCUCAAGAAGCUGCUACAGAGGAAUUGCAAUAUCAAUUGCCAGAUCUUAAUUGCAUUAUUGAAGAAGGUUUUGUUCUUGACUUUGACCUUAAACAAAGUCCUCCAACAACUACGAUAUCCUCAAGUCAAUUCCUUUUUGACUUGAACAAAGAGCCAUGUGCAGAAGAUGAAACAGAAGCAAAUCUCGAAGUGAUAGAAUUGGCGGAACCAAAGUUGAAUGCUGAUAACAAUGUCAGUGAUGACAAUCCAAAUUUAGAAGUGGUAGAAGCACAAAGUGGUGGUCGCACAAGGAAACUUAAAACUUUGACCAAUGAAGAACGCAAAAGAAUACAUUGUGCUUUGUUGAAACAAAGUGUUGCUGGAAAAGUGUUACUUGCCAUCAAAGCAAAGUGGCCAAGAGAUGAUCUAAGGCAGCCAAUAUUUAUUCAACAAGAUAAUGCAAGAACUCACAUUGGCAUUGAUGAUGCUGAUUUUUGUCGAGCAGCUACAGAAGAUGGGUUUGAUAUUCGUUUGAUGUAUCAACCAGCAAAUUCUCUGGAUUUAAAUGUCUUAGAUUUUGGGUUCUUUCAUGCAAUUCAGUCAUUACAACACAAGGAAGCACCUACAACAAUUGAUGAGCUUGUUAAUGCUAUUGUGAAGUCAUUUGAAGCUUUCUCCACUGUGGAAUUUGACAAAAUGUUCUUAACACUUCAGACAUGCAUGAUAGAAAUCAUGAAGGCAAAAGGUUCCAACAAAUAUAAGAUCCCACAUAGUAAGAAAGCAGUGCUAGAAAGAUGUGGCCGACUCCCUACUCGGAUGAAAUGUAAUCCCACAUUAGUGCAAGAAGUUCUUGAUUAUUUAAGUUUUUGA